Messenger RNA from Fukomys damarensis (Damara mole-rat), 4450 nucleotides. RefSeq names its product TRPM8 channel-associated factor 2. NCBI's taxonomy places the organism in Eukaryota, Metazoa, Chordata, Mammalia, Rodentia, Bathyergidae. Gene Ontology annotation, biological process: negative regulation of anion channel activity. The record is from RefSeq and is a predicted model, not a curated record. Bases 219 to 2978 code for a protein of 919 amino acids. The transcript has 8 exons.
GGACUGCAUAGUGGUGGGCGGGAAACACCAGGUGCGGCCACGCCACGCCCCGCACCCCGCCACACCCGCUCACCCUACUGGGCUCCACCCUACCUGGGGAUGGCCCUGCCUUGGUCAGCCCCGCCCUAGGAAGCUCCGCCCACCUCCGGAAAUUCUUGCUGAGCCGCUGCAAAGCCAGUCCCCGGGGACCCCUGCUGGCAAAGUCCACUGAUAGAACCAUGGCGACAACUCCCUCUGCUGCUUUUGAGGCUCUCAUGAAUGGAGUGACAAACUGGGACGUCCCCAAAGGCCCCAUCCCCAGUGAACUCCUUCUUAUUGGGAAGGCCUCCUUCCCAGUGAUGGUGAAUGACAAGGGCCAGGUGCUCAUUGCUGCCUCCUCCUAUGGCCAGGGCCGCCUGGUCGUCAUAGCCCACGAAGGCUACUUGUUGCAUGCUGGCUUGGCUCCAUUUCUUGUCAAUGCAGUGGGCUGGCUCCGUUCAUCCCCAGAGGCUCCUCUUGGGGUGCACCCAUCCUUGGAAUCCCUAGUGAAGAUCCUGAAGGAUGCUGGGGUGGAGGCGCAGACUGUGGCAGAACCUGGAGAGCCCCAGGGAGCUUACUGCAUCAGUGCCUACAAUGACACCUUGGCUGAGAAGCUCCUCCAGUUUGUGAAAAGUGGUGGGGGCUUGCUCAUCGGGGGCCAGGCCUGGCAUUGGGCCAUUCAGCAUGGCUGUGACAAGGUGCUGUCCAUGUUCCCUGGGAACCUGGUGACAAGCGUGGCUGGAGUAUAUUUCACUGAUGUCUGUGGAGACCAAAGCAGGUUCAAAGUCUCUAAGAAGGUGCCCAAGAUUCCACUUCAUAUCCGGUGUUGGGAGGAGUUUAGGCAGGACCAGCAGCAGCUCCUGGAAGGGAUCUCCGAGCUGGACAUCAAGACCGGGGGAGUCCCCUCACAGCUGCUGGUGCAUGGGGUGCUGGCUUUCCCUGUGGGCCUUGACGCCUCCCUCGCCUGCUUCUUGGCAGCUGCUCACUAUGGCCGUGGUCGAGUGGUCCUGGCUGCCCAUGAGGGAAUGCUUUGUGCUCCUAAGUUGGAGACCUUUUUGUUCAAUGCUAUCCACUGGCUAGCCAGAGGCCGGACAGGCAAAGUUGGGGUGAACACAAGUCUAAAAAAUCUGCAUCCCCUGCUGUUGAAGCGUGGCCUUGAAUGCAGCCUGGUGUCUCAUCUAACCAGUGACUUGAGUGUAUACUGCUGUGUAGCUUACAGUGACAAAGAGGCCAAAGAGCUACACGAGUUUGUGGCCGAGGGUGGAGGGUUGCUCAUCGGUGGUCAGGCCUGGUGGUGGGCUUCCCAGAACCCAGGCCGCUCUGCUUUGGCUGGUUUUCCUGGUAAUGUCAUCCUCAACUGCUUUGGCCUCAGCAUCCUGCCUCAGACCCUCAAACCAGGCUGUUUUCCUAUUCCUACUCCUGAGAGGAGGAACUAUCACUUCCGCAAGGCUCUGUCUGAAUUCCAGGCUGUGUUGAACUGUGGGGAUGGGAAUUUGGAAAAGAGCUGCCUUGCAAAGCUGGGAGUAGAUGGUGCAGCCUUUCUACAGAUUCCUGCAGAGGGAGUCCCCACUUAUACAUCCGUGCACCGGCUCCUCAGGAAGAUGCUACGACGAUCAGGCCUCCCAGCUGUGAGCCGGAAAAACCCAGUGGCCAGUGAUUCCUUUGAGGCCACGAUGCUCUGCCUAGCCACCGAGCUGGCACGUUCUGGAACUGACUGCUCCCAGCUGGGCCAGGGGCUUGGCACUGGGACCUGCUCUUCUGGGCUAUAUCCCUCUGAGGACCCUAUCACUGUGGAGAUUGAUGGGACAAACCCAGGCAAUGGUGAUUCCUGGGUAAGCACUGGGCUCUACCUCCCAGAAGGACAAAAUGUCGAAGUCUGCCUGUCAGCAGCCACUGCCUCUGCUGGCCUAAAGAUACAGAUUGGCUGCCACACCGAUGACCUGACCACAGCCACCAAGCUGUCUCGAGCUCCCAUGGUGACUCACCAGUGCUGUAUGGACAGGAUGCAACAGUCAGUCUCCUGCCUGUGGGGAGGCCUCCUCUACAUCAUCGUGCCCAAAGGCAGUCGACUGGGUCCUGUGCCCGUCACCAUCAGGAGGGCUGUGUCUGCCCCAUACUACAAGCUGGGGAAGACAUCCCGGGAGGAGUGGAGAAGCUGUGUCGAGGGGAACCCAGCCCCCUGGGGGGAGCUGGCCACAGACAGCAUCAUCCUGACUGUGCCAACUACAGACCUCAAGACCUUGAUGGAUCCUGCACUUUUGCUCCACCUUUGGGAUGAGAUGAUGCAGGCUAUAGCCAGGCUGGCAGCCCAGCCCUUCCCUUUCCACAGACCCGAGAGGAUUGUUGCUGAUGUGCAGAUCUCAGCUGGCUGGAUGCACGCAGGGUACCCCAUCAUGUGCCACCUUGAGUCUGCACAAGAGCUCAUCAGUGAGGCGGGCAUGAAAAGCAGAGGCCUGUGGGGACCCAUCCACGAGCUGGGCCACAACCAGCAGCGCCAUGGGUGGGAGUUCCCCCCACACACCACGGAGGCCACCUGCAACCUCUGGUCAGUCUACGUGCAUGAGACGGUCCUGGGUAUCCCCAGGGCAAAGGCCCACCCUGCCCUGAGCCCUCCAGAACGAGAAAAGAGGAUCACAGUACACCUGCAAAAGGGAGCGCCUCUGUGUGACUGGAAUGUAUGGACAGCUCUGGAAACAUACCUGCAGCUCCAGGAGACUUUUGGGUGGGAGCCAUUCACCCAGCUCUUCUCUGAUUACCAGACCCUCUCUGACCUCCCCAAAGACAAUGCUGGCAAGAUGAAUCUAUGGGUGAAGAAGUUCUCUGAAACAGUACAGAAGAAUCUGGUGCCUUUCUUUCAGGCCUGGGGCUGGCCUGUCCAGAAGGAAGUGGCUGAUAGCCUGUCCUGCCUUCCCUUUUGGCAUGAUCACCCCAUGAGAGUGUACAUGGAUUCCAAGGAAUAAAGGACAGCAGUGGGCAUGGAGGGAGAAGAGGGACCCAAUCCCAUUGCUAUUCUGCCACCGUGACCUUACUUGAAAUGCUCUGUGCCUUGAACUGGCCUCCUGUUAUUACUAGAUUCUGAGGUUCUAUGGCUUUUUCUAGGUUCUUCUUGUCAUGGGCAAAGAAUUGGACAAAAUAAGUAUGAAAUGUAGCAAGGUUUCAUGUAUAUUAAAAGUAGGAAAAGAAAUAUAGUCUGCAGAGCAAGUACGAGCCAAUUAAAGGUAGAAGAAGUACACUGUACAAGGUGAGAGCACAUCACCCUGCAAGAGAGAGCCCAAUGAUGACAAGGUUGAUGCCAGCCAUGUUCCAUAUCUCCUACUCCUCAGGCUGACCUUACCAGUGGUGGUGAAGCUGUGGCACACAUGCAGCAGUGGGCUGUUUCUAUCAGUGAAUGUCUAAAAGGUUUGCUGUCACUGAUUCUAGGUCAUCCUAUCAGAAACCUGUUUGAAUUCUCAUGAGAAGCAUUCGAGAUAGCAUUUUCUGGUUGGCCCCAGUUGCAGAGCUUUGAGAAUUAUUUUUCUGCAUAUUUCCUGGUCCUCUGUCAUUGACAGGUCACGCCCAUUUGCUCAGCCAGUUUGCUAUGCCCUAAUCUCCUGCCUCACUUCUUCGCAGACUGCCUUCAGGAUGAUGGUCAAAGUCAUAAAGACAAAAAUGGAACCAAGCUUCUCAGGAAUGUACCUUUAUGCCUUCUUUGUAAUGCUGUUGUACCUAGAUAGAAACUUGCUAUGUCAUCCAGCAGAGUGCUUUCAUCCUGCCUUCCUGAAACUUCUGUUUUUCAUCAGUAUUUCUAAAGGUCCUGAAUUGCCAUACUUUUUCACUUCCCCUCCUCUGCUAUCCCAGAGCAAGUCUUCUAAUUUCUUAUGUUUUGAAAAAAUUUUAAUAGCAAAAGAGACAGGCUGAUGUACUGGACAGAGCCAUGGGCUAAGCUUGGUUCUGUGAACCAUCAACAUCCUUGUGUUUCCAUGUUUUUAUCCAUGAUAUGCGUAAAGUACCUUUCUCUCAGGGAUAUUGUUUGAUGCAUCACGUGCUCCUCAUGGAAAUUUAACUAUUAGCUUUCUCUAGCCCCACAGUAGCUUUCAGUGUCCAUUUUAGUGCGGACAUCCUGGACACUGAAACUCACUGCUAUGUUGUCCCCCAGAGAUUAGCAUUCAGUCCUAUAAAGGUGUUUAUAGAAUAUUAAUGUGGAUCCCUGGUGUGGUAUCAAUAAGAAUACAGUAACAGCUUGGUUCACGAAUGCGUCUCUUUGCAAAUAGUUUGGUUCAUGUACACAAGUGUUCAGAAGAAUUUUCCUUCCACUUGUCAACUCAGCUUCAGGUGGCAAACAUGACCAUGGCCAAUUUUCCCACACAAACAUGAGUGUGGCCAUCUUCCCUACAAUCACGAAAUAAAUUAAGUUCAUGAACCAAGGUACCACUGUACUUGCUAGUGUACUAGC